Nycticebus coucang (slow loris) is the source of this 1777-nucleotide messenger RNA. RefSeq names its product sodium/potassium transporting ATPase interacting 3 (gene NKAIN3). Gene Ontology annotation, biological process: regulation of sodium ion transport. Bases 237 to 893 code for a protein of 218 amino acids. The record is from RefSeq and is a predicted model, not a curated record. The transcript has 7 exons. Lineage: Eukaryota; Metazoa; Chordata; Mammalia; Primates; Lorisidae.
ACCCCCGCCAGACGCUCGGGCCGCGCGCGCCGCACUGACCUCGGCCCGCCCCGCCGGGAAAGUAACAAAGGCGGGCGCGAGCCCGGAGCCCGGAGCGGCGGCGGCGGCGGCGGCGGGGCUGGCGAGCCUGGGCCCGGCCGGCUCUCCCCGGCGGGGGCUGCUCGGGAGUCGGGAGGCAGCAGCGCCUCAGGACGUGGAUCUCCGGCCGCCCGCGCCGCUCGGACGCCGCCGGCACCAUGGGCUGCUGCACCGGGCGCUGCUCACUCAUCUGCCUCUGCGCGCUGCAGCUGCUCUCAGCAUUGGAGAGGCAGAUCUUUGAUUUCCUUGGUUUCCAAUGGGCACCUAUUCUUGGAAAUUUUCUACAUAUAAUUGUUGUCAUAUUGGGUUUGUUUGGAACCAUUCAGUACAGACCUCGCUACAUCAUGGUGUAUACAGUAUGGACUGCCCUCUGGGUCACCUGGAAUGUGUUCAUUAUCUGCUUUUAUUUGGAAGUAGGUGGGCUCUCUAAGGAUACAGACCUAAUGACAUUCAACAUCUCCGUUCACCGGUCAUGGUGGAGAGAACAUGGGCCUGGCUGUGUACGAAGAGUGCUGCCUCCCUUGGCCCACGGCAUGAUGGACGAUUACACCUACGUCUCCGUCACAGGCUGCAUGGUCGACUUCCAGUACCUGGAGGUCAUCCACAGCGCCGUCCAAAUACUCCUCUCCCUGGUUGGUUUUGUGUAUGCCUGUUAUGUGAUCAGUAUUUCCGUGGAAGAAGAGGACACCUUUGAUUUCAUAGGUGGACUUGAUACACACUCCUACUACCAGGAUCAUGUUGAGUUAAAGCCUGUUAAACCUGUCGAAAUAAGUAAUGACAUCGACUCUGAAAUUCGGCUGCUGAACUUGACUUAGGGAACACAACACCACCGACAGCCCCACCGUGGAUCCGACAUGCCCCUAGUCCCUUCCGGAGGUUGUACAGGGCCUCCCUGCCGUCCCACGAGCCGCGGAGUUCUUUGGUCACAGCCUACGUAAUUAUCAGCACUGUUUGCUAGAUGAGUUCUAGGUGCUUGGGUGGAUCUAUUUUUAGUCAUUUUUUUCUUAUAUGAACCUUGUAAAAAAAAUUUGGUUUUUAGUUUUCUAACAAUAUUUAAUGUGAGGCAUGCAAAAUGAAAAAAACAAUCUGUGAAAACCUACUAGGGUCAAUUCUAAGAGAAAUGUCAGUGUGUGUCAUUGAGAUGUUAAGUCAGGUCUGCUGACUGCUGAAACUAUUCUAGGCCCAAUGCGUUUGCCUUUGCAGACAUUACCUGUGGUUGUCAGAUGCUAAGAUAGACUCUGAGAAUAAUAAAUGGCACAAACGAUGGAUCCAGCUCUCAGACUGAAUAUCAAUCAUCUUCCAGCACCACAAGACAAAACCUAGAGUCUUGGUUUUUGACUUCUUAAAACCCAGAACAAUGUUAUGGCGAUCUAAAAUUUUAGAUUUGUGCAUGAUAUCACAUCCUUCCUGUAUUCUGACAUAUAUGUGUGUGUGUAUGUUUAAUGGGUGCAUGGAAGAGUUAAAUGCUUAGUAGAACCUCUUUCCCCUUUGAAGGGAACAUGGGAGUCUCUGAGACCCAUAUUUUCUACUUUCUAUCCCACUCCUGACCCGUGCCAGAUCUAUACACACAGCCCAUGAACUUGUAGAAGAGAAAUCACAACUAUCAUUCUGGAACUUUGCUCUUAGGAUACUCAAAAGGAACAUUAAAAUACAAUGGAAUUCUCUAUAAAUGUAAUGAAGAUAUUAUGUUUGAGCAAUA